Molecule: messenger RNA, 297 nt
Organism: Seminavis robusta
Lineage: Eukaryota; Bacillariophyta; Bacillariophyceae; Naviculales; Naviculaceae
Source: the annotation of a GenBank genome assembly
AUGGCAUCGUCGACCCCAAUGGAUACCGUUGUUGUCCCGCUGACUCCCUCGAAGCGCAAGUUGGAAGAGUUGGUUGAUGAGGUAGCUCCAUCCGCCAAGAGAAGCUCUGAAUCUGGUCCUAGUAGUAGCAGCGACGCCAAGAGACCUUGUAUAGAGCCGCAGGUUAACAACGAGAACAACAGCGACAAGGACACGGGAAUACGAAAGAAGCAAGCUUUAAUGGCAACUGCCCCGACGACGACGACAAACCACAUCCACUGCUACCACCACCACUACAAGCCACCAUGCCGCAAUUAG